Molecule: messenger RNA, 2273 nt
Organism: Medicago truncatula (barrel medic)
Lineage: Eukaryota; Viridiplantae; Streptophyta; Magnoliopsida; Fabales; Fabaceae
Product: ankyrin repeat-containing protein At5g02620
Exons: 3
Coding region: 373-1935 (520 amino acids)
Cellular component (GO): plasma membrane
Molecular function (GO): protein binding
Source: RefSeq, a predicted model, not a curated record
CAUGAUCUUGGUCGUAUUGAAUGGAAAAUGGGACCUUUGUAAUAAUGGAAGACACUUGAACAUUUACCAAACUUACCAAAAACCUGACUUUUGGUCCCAUUUCGUUUUUUACGUUACCAACACUUCCUCCUUCAUUCUUUGGUCUCUCUCUCUCUCUUUAUGAACCAUAUUGAUUAUGCCUCCAGUAAUUGGAUUUUUGGUUCUUAAUUCUUCACUUUCUAGAUCUUAGGAACAACCCCACUUUAACAACAACAAAACAUCCACUACGGUUUCAGUUCCCUAAUACAAUUUCUUAGAUUUUUUUCAUAAAUAUUGAUCUUUUGUUUUGAGAGAAAUGUGAACUUGAUAACUUGGUACUUUUUCUAAGAGAAAAUGAAGAAACAAUUAACAGGUUUAAGGGGUGAUUCACACCUGCACUCUGCAAUUCGAGUUGGAAAUUUGGAAUUGGUAUUGGAAAUCAUCUCUGAAAAUCAAGGGGAAGAAUUAAAGGAGUUGUUUUCAAAGCAAAAUAAUUCAAGUGAAACUGCUUUAUAUAUUGCUGCUGAAAAUGGUCAUCUUGAUAUAGUGAAGGAAUUGAUCAAAUAUCAUGAUAUUGGGUUGGCUAGCUUGAAAGCUAGAAAUGGAUUUGAUGCAUUUCAUGUUGCUGCUAAAAAUGGAAACUUGGAGAUAUUGAAGGUGCUCACGGAGGCAUUUCCUGAAAUUUCAAUGACAGUUGAUCUGACAAACACUACUGCGCUGCACACAGCUGUGUCACAAGGACAUAUUGAAAUUGUAAAUUUUCUCUUAGAGAAAAGUAGUAGCGUCGUAACUAUUGCGAAAAGCAACGGAAAAACUGCAUUUCAUUCUGCUGCAAGAAAUGGCCACGUGGAGGUCAUCAAGGCCCUGCUUGGCAGUGAACCUGAAAUUGCAAUGAGAGUUGAUAAGAAGGGGCAAACAGCACUCCAUAUGGCAGUUAAAGGACAAAAUCUGGAGGUAGUGGAUGAGCUUUUGAAACUGAACCCGUCUUUUGCUAAUAUGGUGGAUGCCAAGGGAAACACUGCACUUCAUAUAACAACCCGGAAGGGUCGUCUGCAGAUUGUUCAGAAGCUACUAGAGUGCAAAGAAAUAGACACUGAUGUUAUUGAUAAAUCUGGAGAAACGGCUUUGGAUAUUGCAGAGAGAACUGGUCGCUUGGACAUCGCCAAAUUUUUGCAGGAUCGUGGAGCUCAAAAUGCCAGGUCCGUCAAGUCACCUUCUAAAAACAGAGCCCUUGAACUCAAACAAACUGUGAGUGACAUAAAGAGUGGGGUUCAUAACCAGCUGGAGCACACAUUUAAAACACAGAGACGUAUGAAAGGCAUAGCAAAGCGAAUUAACAAAAUGCAGGCUGAGGGGCUAAACAAUGCAAUCAACUCUAACACUGUAGUUGCUGUCCUCAUUGCAACUGUUGCUUUCGCUGCCAUAUUUACUGUCCCAGGCCAGUAUCCUCAGAACACAAAGAACCUUGCUCCUGGAAUGUCUCCCGGGGAAGCCAAUAUUGCUCCCAAUAUUGAAUUCUUGAUAUUUGUAAUAUUUGAUUCUACGGCCCUCUUCAUAUCAUUGGCUGUUGUGAUUGUCCAAACGUCAGUGGUCGUUAUUGAAAGGGAAGCAAAGAAACAAAUGACGGCUGUUAUAAACAAGUUAAUGUGGAUAGCAUGUGUGUUAAUUUCUGUGGCAUUCCUUGCAAUGUCAUACAUAGUUGUUGGGGAUCAGAAAGAGUUGGCUAUUGCAGCCACAGCUCUAGGAACAGUGAUUAUGGCAGCUACUCUAGGAACUCUCUGUUAUUGGGUGAUUGCUCACCGCCUCGAAGCCUCCAGAUUACGAAGUCAAAGAACAAUGACGAGCAGUAGGCAUUCAUUGACUAUGUCGGGGAUGUCAGCUUCUGAGAACGAGUAUAAAACAGUGUACGCAAUAUAAAUUUGAUUUUAUCUUUUCUUAUAAACCCUCCUCCCACUUUUUGCUGAAUUAUGCUAACAUAGAUGAAGUUAUUUGCUGCUCUGUAGCAUGCCUUUGGAAAACACAGGCAAAGAAUGUAAUCAUAGUCCAAAUGAUAAGUAAAUAUGUCAUUUUACAUUAAAGUAUUGGAUCAUGCUGAUUUUCACAAUUCUAGCCUCAUUAGAACAUCACUCAGACCUUCUGGUUCACUCUGUCGUAUGUAUUACAAUUUUCUUUUCUUAAGCUAUCUUGGCUGGCAACAACUUUGCAAUUUGUCAAAUAUCUGGUGUUUUAAUAACAACAGAUUUUGAACUUUAGAA